AUGGCAGAACGAAGUCAACACCACCGUCAGUCGUCUCUCGCGCCGCGUCGUCGUCGCCGACGCCCCGCCGUCGCCAUGGGCGCGUGCUCGUCGAAGAAGAAGAAGCCCGCCGCCGCCGCCGCCGCGCCCGCGGGCUCGGACGAGCCGUCUCCCUCCGGGGAGACGCCGCUGGAGGCGUUGAUGCGACGCGGCGUCACGACGAUCCCGAACCUCCCGCCCAUCACGACCGAGAACCGCGGGAUCGAGCGCAGGCUGACGUCCGCGCCGGUGCGAGCCGUCCCGGUGAAGUUCACCUCCGAGCUCGCGGACCGCCGAUCGAUGUCGCUGUGGAAGAAGAGCGCGCUCGCGAUGACCGCGUUCGGGGGAGCCUCGUCGUCGUCCACGUCGACCGGCGUUGGGAGCGGGAAGAACGCUGCUGCGAAAUUUCGCAGGAACGACUCGCGCAUCGCGGGCGCGAAGGAGAAGCAGCGAGACCUCGAGCGCGCCAACUCGAACGAGAGCGUGAAAGGCCACGCCGCGGGGGUCGCGCUGCUCGAGUCGCGCCUCCGAAGCAUGCGCCUCCGCACGGAGCGAAUGGGCGACGACGGGAACUGCCAGUUUCGAUCGCUCUCGUUCAAUCUCUUCGGCUCGCAAGAUCAUCAUCAGGCGGUGCGCGACGCGUGCGUGGACCACAUCUCACAGCGCGCGGACGAGUACGCCAUCUUCUUCGAGGACGACGCGGAGUUCAGGGCGUACGCGAGCGAGAUGCGGAAGCCGAGGACGUGGGGCGACGAGCUGACGCUGAGGGCGUGCGCGGACGCGUUUCGAUCGCCCAUCCACGUCGUGCAGAGCACCGAGGACAACUGGUACCUGUUGUACGAGCCCGCGGAGGGGAGAGGGGAGAAAAGCAAGCGGUUGUACGUGUCGUACAUCUCGCCCGUGCACUACAACUCGAUCGUGCCCGCGGAGUGAUCGAACGAUCGAUCGACCGACGCGCGCGCGACUCCGGGGUUGAUGUUGACGUAAUUUUUACGAUCGCGCGCGCUCGUGUCGAGGCGAGUCUUAGGCGAGGCGACGCGGCGAUUGAUACGUAGGUGUAUUGAAAAAGAAAUGUCUUAU
This is a messenger RNA of Micromonas pusilla CCMP1545, 1098 nucleotides long. RefSeq lists its product as uncharacterized. Gene Ontology annotation, molecular function: cysteine-type deubiquitinase activity. Gene Ontology annotation, biological process: protein deubiquitination. Lineage: Eukaryota; Viridiplantae; Chlorophyta; Mamiellophyceae; Mamiellales; Mamiellaceae. The coding region runs from base 1 to 951 and encodes 316 amino acids. The record is from RefSeq and is a predicted model, not a curated record. The transcript has 2 exons.